Messenger RNA from Pseudophryne corroboree (corroboree frog), 3787 nucleotides. It is a transcript of the gene ATP13A1, whose product is annotated as ATPase 13A1. Gene Ontology annotation, cellular component: endoplasmic reticulum membrane. The record is from RefSeq and is a predicted model, not a curated record. NCBI's taxonomy places the organism in Eukaryota, Metazoa, Chordata, Amphibia, Anura, Myobatrachidae. The transcript is spliced from 26 exons. Gene Ontology annotation, molecular function: P-type ion transporter activity; ATP hydrolysis activity; ATPase-coupled monoatomic cation transmembrane transporter activity. The coding region runs from base 1 to 3519 and encodes 1172 amino acids. Gene Ontology annotation, biological process: intracellular calcium ion homeostasis; transmembrane transport; extraction of mislocalized protein from ER membrane.
AUGGCGGUGGCGGUUGGCCUCGCCGGUGUGCCGGCACAGGACGAGCUGGUCCGCUCGGUCACCCUGCACCGCCGCCGGUCCCUACUGCUGAGGGGGACAGUUCUGCCGUUCUCCGCGCUGUACCCGGCCUGGCUAUACCUGUGGGUGUCGGUGUACGGAAUGUCGGAGUACCCGGAGGCCGGACUCAUCUGCCUGGCCGGGCUCGGGCUCGUGCACGCGCUCACCGUGCUCUCGGGGCUGUGGUCCGUGCACGCGAACUGCGCGCUCUCCUGCUCUAAGGACUCAAAUCCCAAAACUGCUACAUUAGCAAAAGUUGUUCCGACUCCAAACAAUGGAUCCGCUGAGUUAGUGCCACUGGUUAGAGAAAAGAGAGAAGAUGGGACAGAGACAAUUUCCUUUGAAUUCCAAAAAAUAAAGUAUUGUUACGAUUCGGGGGAGAAGAAAGGUUUUCUCCCUGUUGUGUUUCCUGUGGAGCGUCCCCUGUCUUAUUACCAGAGUGCUAAAGGAUAUGUGGAAGAAUCAGACAUUAAAGCUGCUGAAAAGAAGUAUGGAUCCAACAAAGCUGAAAUGGUGGUCCCGGAUUUCUUACAUCUCUUUAAAGAGAGGGCUAUUGCCCCCUUCUUUGUGUUUCAGGUGUUCUGUGUGGGGCUGUGGUGCCUGGACGAAUACUGGUAUUACAGCGUCUUCACCCUCUUUAUGCUGGUGGCGUUUGAAGCUUCACUGGUCCAGCAGCAGUUGAGGAACUUGUCUGAGAUCAGGAAGAUGGGGAACAAACCGUAUAUGAUUCAGGUGUACAGAAAUCGGAAAUGGAGGCCCAUCUCCAGCGAUGAAAUCAUAACGGGAGAUAUUGUGUCCAUAGGAAGAUCAGCCAAUGAGAACUUGGUUCCUUGUGAUGUACUUCUGCUGCGGGGACGCUGUAUUGUAGAUGAAGCAAUGCUGACUGGGGAGUCUGUGCCUCAGAUGAAGGAACCUAUUGAAGAUUUGGAUUCAGAGCAUGUUUUAGAUCUAAAUGCUGACUCCAGAUUACAUGUCAUUUUUGGGGGCACGAAAGUGGUGCAGCACACUCCCCCUCAGAAGGCAACCAGCGGCCUCAAACCUCUUGAUAAUGGAUGUGUGGCCUAUGUCUUGAGAACUGGAUUUAAUACUUCCCAGGGAAAACUUUUGCGUACUAUUCUAUUCGGAGUGAAACGUGUGACCGCUAACAAUCUGGAGACCUUCAUCUUCAUCCUCUUCCUCUUGGUGUUUGCCAUUGCUGCUGCGGCAUACGUCUGGAUAGAAGGCACGAAAGAUCUGAGUAGGAACCGUUACAAGCUGUUCCUGGAAUGCACACUAAUCCUGACUUCCGUUGUACCUCCGGAGCUCCCCAUUGAGCUCUCCCUAGCAGUCAACACCUCGCUGAUCGCUCUGACCAAACUCUAUGUGUACUGUACUGAGCCAUUCAGGAUCCCUUUUGCUGGCAAAGUUGAAAUAUGUUGCUUUGACAAGACUGGGACAUUAACCAGUGACAGCUUCGUAGUGCGCGGUGUGGCUGGACUCAAAGAUGGAAAAGAUGUAACUCCCAUCUCUGACAUUCCCAUUGACACACACAGAGUGGUAGCUACAUGUCACUCUCUAGUCCAGCUGGAUGAUGGGACACUGGUCGGAGAUCCUCUAGAGAAGGCCAUGCUAACUGCUGUGGACUGGGCCCUAACCAAAGAUGAGAAAGUAUUUCCUCGAAGUAUUAAAACCCAGGGACUGAAAAUCCACCACCGAUUCCAUUUUGCCAGUUCUCUUAAGCGGAUGUCUGUACUAGCGUCCUAUGAGCGCCCAGGCUCCACUGAUCUGUGUUGUGUGGCUACUGUCAAAGGAGCUCCUGAGACUUUGCAGAAGAUGUUCUCUCAUUGUCCAGAGUACUACAACCAAGUACACACAGAGAUCUCUAGAGAAGGAGCCAGAAUCCUUGCCCUGGGGUACAAAGAACUUGGACAUCUUUCCCAUCAGCAGAUCCGUGAAGUCAAACGAGAAAUGCUCGAGUACGAUCUGAAGUUUGCAGGCUUCAUUGUGGUCUCCUGCCCACUCAAAGCGGACUCUAAAGCGGUUAUAAAAGAGAUCCAGAAUGCAUCUCAUCACGUGGUGAUGAUCACUGGAGACAAUCCCCUCACUGCCUGCCAUGUGGCUCAGGAGCUCAGUUUCAUUGAGAAACAGAACACAUUGGUCCUUCAGCCUACACGGGACACAAAAGAGGCCACCUGGAUGUGGCAGUCCAUUGAUGGGACAAUAUCUCUGCCAGCUUUCCCAGACUCUGUGGAAGCAUUUACUGAUAACUUCUACCUGUGUCUAACAGGAGAGGGUCUGUCCUACCUGCAGGCCACCAGAGGAGACCUGCUGUCUAUCCUUAUCCCUCACACGCAAGUGUUCGCACGAGUAUCCCCAAAGCAAAAGGAAUUUGUGAUUACGAGUUUAAAAGAGCUAGGCUACAUCACAUUGAUGUGCGGUGACGGGACCAAUGAUGUGGGAGCUUUAAAACAUGCCAAUGUGGGGGUGGCACUGCUUGCCAAUGCACCGGAACGCCUGCCCGAAAAGAAAAGAAAGCCCCGUGAAAUUGUGGGGGAUGUCAAACAUUCUGGUCCUCCGUUCUCAAGCAACUCCAUCAAACCGACUUCACGAGCUGCUAAGAACCGGAUCAUGUUACAGCGCGAGGAACAGGCGGUCCAUAAGGAGAGAAUUAGCCAGGUCCUGAAGGAGUUGGAGGAGGAUCAGGUGCAGGUUGUGAAGUUGGGAGAUGCCAGCAUAGCUGCUCCAUUCACCUCUAAGCUUUCCUCUAUACAGUGCAUCUGCCAUGUUAUCAAACAAGGGCGCUGUACUCUCGUAACAACACUGCAAAUGUUUAAAAUACUUGCACUAAAUGCUCUUAUAUUGGCCUACGGGCAGAGCGUCCUGUAUCUUGAGGGUGUGAAAUUCAGUGAUUUUCAGGCAACACUACAGGGCCUCCUUCUGGCUGGCUGCUUUCUCUUCAUCUCCCGUUCCAAGCCUCUGAAGUACCUCUCCAGGGAGCGACCUUUGCCCAACAUCUUUAACCUGUACACGAUCCUGACUGUGCUCUUACAGUUUUUUGUCCACUUCUGCAGCCUCAUAUAUUUAUACAGAGGGGCGAUAGAACGAACUGAAGCCAGGAAAGAAGAGUUUGUGGACUUGUAUAAGGAGUUUGAGCCAAGCUUGGUGAAUAGCACAGUGUACAUAAUGUCUAUGGCUAUGCAGAUGGCCACAUUCGCUAUCAACUACAAGGGUCACCCGUUCAUGGAAAGCCUGCGAGAAAAUAAGCCUUUGCUGUGGAGUAUUGUGUUAUCUGGUAUGGCCAUCAUGGGUCUUCUCUCUGGUACAUCUCCAGAAUUCAAUGAGCAGUUUGGCUUGGUGGACAUCCCUAUGGAGUUCAAGCUGGUGAUUGUCAAAGUUCUCUGUUUGGACUUCUGCUUGGCCUGGGUGGUGGACCGGAUUCUCCAGUAUUUCUUGGGGAGCUGUAAGCUGAAAGUGCCUUCUUGAAACCAGUCCAUAAAGACUAAAACAAUGAUCAGAAAUAUAAGUCCCAUCUUACAGUUUCAGUCCUCGUUCCCAAGAGCACCUUUGCCCCCGAGGUGGAAUAAAGCAAAUGGGAUAAAGUGACAAGAUGAAGAGGAUAUAACUUAACACUUGAAACUUGAAUUACAUGUUUAAGGACAUGAUAAACUGAUCCUAUUUUUUUUCUACUGGAAUUCGCUUUUGGAAAGCGCAAACAAUUUGUUAAAUAAACAGCAUUGGUGAAUUUUAAAAA